This is a messenger RNA of Caenorhabditis angaria, 3112 nucleotides long. NCBI's taxonomy places the organism in Eukaryota, Metazoa, Nematoda, Chromadorea, Rhabditida, Rhabditidae. The record is from the annotation of a GenBank genome assembly.
AUGGCAGGCGACAAGCGAGAUUCCACAGUUUUUGAUGCCGCUAUGACGGAGAAAAUGUUGAACGGGGAAACAGUUCAUGGAUUUUAUGUAACUUUUAUUGAAAAAUUAAGGAGAUGUAAUAAGUUUUUUUUCAGUUAGAAGAGGUCGAAGACAACGGCGAAUUCAGACGAAUCAAAGUUUCGAAUGGUGUCUGCAUCGUGGAUCCAGGGUUCAAACAGUGUAUUGGUUGCGAAAAAUGUUAUAAAGGAGAGGGAGGUCAUACAACGUGAGUCAAUUUUCUGAUAUAUGAUAUAUAACAACAGAAAACCAAAUUUCCAGCCGACAUGCGAGAAAAUGCACAAGAUUGGCCGAGAAACGACGUGAACCGCUGGAUAAAAAACGCGCGAAAGUAUUUAUAUCGGAAUUUGUGAUAAAUAGCGGCUCGCCAAUCGCAAUUGUCGAAAAUUCGCAUUUUCGGGAGAUGAUUAAGCGGAUGGCCGGAUAUUCUAGAAUGUCCGAUGAAGGAUUCGAUUCAUUUUUGCCGAAAAGAACUUGCAUAAGAGACGAAGCGGUGAAGCAGUUGGCGGAUAAACUUGACUUUUUGAAGAAAGAGGUAAACUGCAAUUAACUAAUGAAAAACAAUAAAGUUCAUUUGCAGUUCAAGCCACUCGUAGAAGAAAACAUGAUUUCACUUGCAUCGGAUUUUGGAAAAGUGAAUCAUGAUUUUUACUCAGUCAAAAUAUCAUUUAUACACGAAAGCUUUGAUAACUCCAUUCCACAAUGGUCAUUGAAAGUUGUGCCGAUUGGCAUGAAAGUUGUCAGUAAUUUGAAAAAAGACGCCUCCAUGAUUCACAAGACAAUUGCCGAUCUGUAUACGGGUUAUGAUUGGGAUCCACGAGUUUUGGAAGCGACUUACUUUUGUGCAGAUUCAGCGAAAAAUAUGCAAGCUGCUGGAAAUUAUCAUUUUCGCUCCUAUAUUCGAUGUUUAUCGCAUUUUUGUAACACCAUAUCUCUUCGAAUUUUCCAACCAUAUGCCAACAGCGAUUUAUCGGCUACUGUGAAGUCGAAUCUUGAUAGUUUGAAUGAUACGAUUGAUCAAUGUAUUGCACUUUCGAAGGAACUGAAGCCUUUCAAGAGCUUGACUAAAGAUUUGCCAGCUGAAAUCCACCAACAUUGUGAAACGCGCUGGUUGUCAAGGUACGCGGUUGUUUUGAGCAUUUUAACAAACUUAAACUGUUUGUGUGGAUGCGAGGAAGACUUCGAAGAUCAAGUCAUAUCGGAUCUCAUCGAAACAUUGGCUUUGUCUCGUCGAAAUAUCUCUUUGAUUGUCGAAACAUGGAAACCAUUACAAGAGAUGGUUAUGCUUUCUCAGGUAUUUUUUUUCAUGCAUUUUUAUUUAUAAUUUAUAUUUUUUCAGGAAGAGAAACCAUUCAUCCACAAAGUUUUGCCACUUUAUGCAGGACUGCUCCAGACUUUCCACAACUGGCAAGAGGACCCUGAUGAUGUUAGCUAUUUUUCUAAUGAUAUCUUUUAUAGCCAUUUUUCAGAUUAAAAGUUCGAUUGGUCAAAGUGCGAUGGAAGUUUUACUUAAAAAUCAAAAUAUUGUCGGCGGCCCUCAUUGUCUAUCCUACCAAUUGGAUCCAAGAAGAGUUCCAAAUAUUCAAGAGAUAUUCGAUGAAUGCUCCGUAAGUUUUUAUUAUUUGACAACAAGUAUAAUGAGAAAUACUUUGCAGAUUCAAUUCGAUAUUGAACAAGAAGCUAUGAUUGAACUUGAAGAAAUUGUCGAUAUUCUUGGAGUUGAAAAAACUAUUGCUCCACAAAUUUCUCAUCCCCCGUCACCAUCGUUUGUUCAGCGCUUCACGGCGCCGCCAGUCACACCAGAAUUCACAUUCUGGGAAGAAUAUCAAAGAUUUAUGUUGACGAGAACUAAUGUGGAUUUCGAAUUCUUUUGGCCGGCGAAUAAAACAAAUUAUCCGAAGCUCUAUCAUGUGGCCAAAAAAAUAUUUGGUAUUAUACCGUCUGAAGCUACUAAUGAAAGGGCAUUUAGUCAAACCAAAAGAAUAUACACAAGUACACGAGGUAAUUUGUCCAUUGAUCUUCUCGAAAAUCUCUUGUUAGUUAACCAAACUGAAAAUUCCAAAUACAAAUUCUCCCCUUCUUCUUCUUCACCUUCUCCUUGAAUUAAAAUGUCUUUUUCUUCUUUCAUGCUUUUUUGUUAAAAUUUUAUUGUUUCUUUUGUUGUUUUUCCCUGGAAAAAAUAAAAUGUUGUUUUUCCCUAGUAAAAGUAAAAUAAAGUCGUCGUUAAUGAAUUCGUUAAACAAAUAAACUACUUGAAGAUAACUUUGAAAGGCCCGCGGGCUACCCUAGCCCGGGCCGGGCUUUUUCCAUAUCAAAAAAAAAACGGCCCGGCCCGGGCCGCCUCGUUUCUUACUAGGCCCGCGGGCCGCCCCGGGCCGCGAAAACGACAUGCCUGGUUUGGCCCAAUUUUUUAAUAAAAGUUCCACCAUUUUUCAGAAUCAAAAUGUCGCAAGCUAAACACAAUUUGAUCCAUAAAUGUUCAUUCAAUGGAAAACCUUGCAAUAUCGACGAUGACUUCAAACUCGUAGUUGAUCCAACCUUCGGAAACUGCUUUGUUUUCAAUCAUAAUCGUACAGAUAUUAAGAAUAGUGUCCGAGCUGGUCCGAUGUAUGGCUUACGUGUUAUGUUAUUUGUGAAUGCAAGUGAUUAUUUACCAACAACAGAAGCUGUAGGAAUACGAUUGGCUAUUCAUGAUAAGAAUGAAUUCCCAUUUCCGGAUACUUUUGGAUAUUCUGCACCAACUGGAUUUAUUUCAUCGUUUGGUAUGAGAAUGGUUAGUUGAAAGGCGGCUUAAAUUUUUAAGAAACAUUAUAAUUUUCAGAAAAAAAUGAGCCGUCUUCCUCAUCCAUAUGGAGAUUGUAUUGAUAUUCAAUCUGGCUCCGAUUAUAUUUACAAAGGAUUUUUAUAUUCAACCGAAGGCUGUUAUAGAACCUGUUUUCAAAAUCUGAUUAUUAAUCGCUGUGGAUGUAGUGAUCCACGUUUUCCAACAAUUGGAAAUGUUGGACCAUGUGAAGUGUUCAAUAAAAAUCAUAGUAAGUUUAUUCAAGCUAAAUAA